Triticum dicoccoides is the source of this 1710-nucleotide messenger RNA. Its product is annotated as cytochrome c oxidase subunit 3-like. Gene Ontology annotation, biological process: mitochondrial electron transport, cytochrome c to oxygen. Gene Ontology annotation, molecular function: cytochrome-c oxidase activity. Gene Ontology annotation, cellular component: mitochondrion; membrane. Bases 489 to 1331 code for a protein of 280 amino acids. Lineage: Eukaryota; Viridiplantae; Streptophyta; Magnoliopsida; Poales; Poaceae. The record is from RefSeq and is a predicted model, not a curated record. The transcript has a single exon.
UGGAGUCAUCCCAACUCUCGGAUCGGAGAUGCUAACGGGACAGGAAUCGAAGUGGGGGACCUCUCUACCGCACCUGUCUCCCCAGACAUAGACUACGUAAAGGGUAGUACUCUUGGAAAGAGAGAAGAUCACCGCGUGAACAAAAUCCAAAGUAACGAAUGUCACUCCCGAGGGAUCGACCACUAUCAUACAUGAAAUUUUGCAUAGAAUGAUUGUUCAUGUUCACGCCGGAGUGCUGAGGUUGUUCCCACCAUUGAAGUUAGAGUCUGGGUGUGUUUUUCUUACUAAUACGGAGAGGGUUCCGAAUGAUAAAGACCAAUCAAAAACUUCUUCGUUUCGUUGGUAGAACCCACGCCAACUCUUUUCUCUAAAUAAUAGAGAGAUCUUUUGAUAGUCUCACUUCUAUCAAUGCAAUGAAAGAACUAUCCCUUCCUAUUUGUUUGUCCUAAUGAGACAAAAAAGAGCCUCCUUCUUUACCACUUUAGGGGAUGGGGGUGAAGGGGGGUUUACAUACAACCGGGGCAAAGUGGUUUAUGAUUGAAUCUCAGAGGCAUUCUUAUCAUUUGGUAGAUCCAAGUCCAUGGCCUAUUUCGGGUUCACUCGGAGCUUUGGCAACCACCGUAGGAGGUGUGAUGUACAUGCACUCAUUUCAAGGGGGUGCAACACUUCUCAGUUUGGGCCUAAUAUUUAUCCUUUAUACCAUGUUCGUAUGGUGGCGGGAUGUUCUACGUGAAUCCACGUUGGAAGGGCAUCAUACAAAAGCUGUACAAUUAGGACCUCGAUAUGGUUCUAUUCUCUUCAUAGUCUCGGAGGUUAUGUUCCUUUUUGCUUUUUUUUGGGCUUCUUCUCAUUCUUCUUUGGCACCUACGGUAGAGAUCGGAGGUAUUUGUCCCCCAAAAGGGAUUGGGGUUUUAGAUCCUUGGGAAAUCCCUCUUCUUAAUACCCCUAUUCUCCCUUCAUCCGGAGCUGCCGUAACUUGGGCUCAUCAUGCUAUACUCGCGGGGAAGGAAAAACGAGCAGUUUACACUUUAGUAGCAACCGUUUCACUGGCUCUAGUAUCCACUGGCUUUCAAGGAAUGGAAUAUUACCAAGCACCCUCCACUAUUUCGGAUAGUAUUUAUGGUUCUACCUCUUUCUUAGCAACUGGCUUUCAUGGUUUUCAUGUGAUUAUAGGUACUCUUUUCUUGAUCGUAUGUGGUAUUCGCCAAUAUCUUGGUCAGAUGACCAAGAAGCAUCACGUUGGCUUUGAAGCAGCUGCAUGGUACUGGCAUUUUGUAGACGUGGUUCGGUUAUUCCCAUUUGUCUCUAUCUAUUGGUGGGGAGGUAUAUGAAAGAAGGGAACGAAUAAGUGGAUUGAGGAAUAAAAGCUCGAAGACAAAGAGAACUUCUCCGGGUACUCAAGAUAUUGUGUUUGGAGAGGUGUAGAUUGUAGAUUCCAGCCGAGCCAGACCCAGGAAGAAUACGAAGUCCAAUUUCCUCAACCGCGCACACGGAUAAGACGCGAGACAGUUUCUGAGGGAUAGAAGUCUUGAUCGGGCCAAGCCGGCAUAACAGUUAGUAGUUCGCAUUACUUUCUCUUCCGAAGCGCGCACAUUCGAGUUCAGUAUGGAUGCACUGAGCGCUUAAGACCACUCGCUGGAUGAUAUGGUCAAUCAUACUCCAGAGUGGGGACAGCAUAACAAUAACAUUCUAUCUUUAGAUUCGAGAUGU